GUAAACAAUGUGCAGAGCAAAUGAAGGAUACAGUGGGAGCUAACUGUGGAUGCUCUUGGAUUUAACAGUCGCUGCCUGUAAAAACAAAGAUUCAGUCAAACUUAUGGCGUGAAGGGCCCGUUCUUGGCCUUCAUCACUCACAGCUAAUGGAUGUCUUUACCCAGUAUGCCUACAAUGACAGCUUCUACGAUAACGGAACAUGGAGCUUCAACGGGACGGAUCAAGAGCAGAAGCACCCGUACAACUACUACGCCAUGCUGCUGACUCUGCUCAUCUUUGUCAUCGUCUUCGGCAACGUGCUGGUGUGCAUGGCCGUGUCCAGGGAGAAGGCUCUGCAGACCACCACCAACUACCUGAUCGUCAGCCUGGCUGUCGCUGACCUUCUGGUGGCCACGCUGGUUAUGCCCUGGGUCGUCUAUUUAGAGGUGGUGGGAGAGUGGCGCUUUAGCAAGAUCCACUGUGACAUCUUUGUCACUCUGGAUGUGAUGAUGUGUACAGCCAGCAUCCUCAAUCUCUGUGCCAUCAGCAUCGAUCGUUACACAGCGGUUGCAAUGCCAAUGCUGUACAACACUCGCUACAGUUCCAGGAGACGGGUCACAGUAAUGAUUUCUGUGGUGUGGGUGCUGUCUUUCGCCAUAUCAUGUCCCCUGUUGUUUGGCCUGAAUAACACAGCUACUCGUGAUGAGUCUCUCUGUGUGAUCGCCAAUCCAGCCUUUGUGGUAUACUCUUCCAUCGUGUCCUUCUAUGUUCCCUUCAUCAUCACUCUGCUGGUUUAUGUGCAAAUUUAUGUGGUCCUGAGGAAGCGCAGGAAACGCGUGAACACGAAACCAAAGCAGCGCCUCUGUCAGGCCGUUGACACUGAUGUGGCCACUUCGCUGAAGGAUAAGUGCACUCAUCCAGAGGAUGUGAGGUUGUGCACCAUGAUUGUGAAAUCUAAUGGGAGCUUUCCUGUCAACAAGAAGAAAGUGAUAUUCAUCAAAGAUGGAGUCAACGAAGGGGAAGAUCUGGAGCUGGACGAGCUGAACAACAGCGGCAGCAGCCAGAAGCAGAAGCAGCAGCCGCAGUGUGCUCUUGGGGACACUCCUGCCACCAGCCACCAGCUACUGAUGCCCAACAAGGCCAACGCCAGCCCCACCUCCACACCUCCCACACCCCCUGAGGAGGGCCAGAAAGCAGAAAAGAAUGGAGAUCCUUCUCCAGAGGGUCUGGGGGAUCCGGCUCCCGUCGUGGCCAAAGCCUUCCAGACGCAGGCGUUACCUAAUGGCAAGACUCAGACCUCUGUAAAGGCCAUGAGCAAGAGGAAGAUCUCCCAGCAGAAGGAGAAGAAGGCCACUCAGAUGUUAGCCAUCGUACUCGGUGUAUUCAUUAUAUGCUGGCUGCCAUUUUUCAUUACGCAUAUCUUGAACACCCACUGCACAAAAUGCAAGGUUCCCGCUGAGAUGUAUAAUGCUUUCACUUGGCUGGGCUACGUGAACAGCGCCGUGAAUCCCAUCAUAUACACCACCUUUAAUGUGGAGUUCAGAAAGGCAUUCAUUAAGAUCUUGCACUGCUAAACGGCAGCAUCCCUUGUCCGAUCAGACUGAGGGAAGAAUGAUGAAGCGAAGCAUCUCUUCUGGAAAAUACCUCAUCCUGUUAAGGAAAAUGCACCACAGGGGGAAACUGCAACGUGCUUUUUAAAGAUAUGGAGCUGAGUGACUGACAGUGUCUUAUUGCAAGGCAUGUUGGCUCUAUAUGUGAAUUGUUUGUGGAGUCCCUGUUCUCCAAUUCACUGAAUGUAAAACAAGGAAUGUCUGUAACAAUGACCUGUUUCAUGGCGAAAAGAAAAAAAAUGUAACAUUGUUCUCUAGAAUCAUUGUGCUUGUCACGUAAGGAGCCAUCUGUGUAUACCACACACAUACAAGUUGCAAACUGCUAUAUAUUGUGUGUGUAUGUUAUGUUUUGAUGAUGGAAAUAUUCUGCAAAUCUUAUUGAUAUCAAGUCAGUGUUCAUCGCAGUGUUCAAACUGAUACGUGAGCUCUUAAUCUUUAAUCUAAUCUUAAAAUUAUUGAUUGGAAUGUGUGUCAAAUACAAGAGACAAUUUACUUGCUGUUUAAUGUGGCUAUGCCAAUAUCCACAUAUUUGCAAUUUUAUAAAUUGAAAAAUCAUGUUAUUAUUAUUACUAUAUUAUUAUUAUUAUUGUCAUUUGCUGUACAUAGUCUUUC
This is a messenger RNA of Chelmon rostratus (copperband butterflyfish), 2201 nucleotides long. It is a transcript of the gene drd2a, whose product is annotated as dopamine receptor D2a. Gene Ontology annotation, biological process: adenylate cyclase-inhibiting dopamine receptor signaling pathway; adenylate cyclase-activating adrenergic receptor signaling pathway. Gene Ontology annotation, cellular component: glutamatergic synapse; presynaptic membrane. The transcript has 8 exons. NCBI's taxonomy places the organism in Eukaryota, Metazoa, Chordata, Actinopteri, Chaetodontiformes, Chaetodontidae. Gene Ontology annotation, molecular function: G protein-coupled receptor activity; dopamine neurotransmitter receptor activity, coupled via Gi/Go. Bases 147 to 1553 code for a protein of 468 amino acids. The record is from RefSeq and is a predicted model, not a curated record.